This is a messenger RNA of Sceloporus undulatus (fence lizard), 612 nucleotides long. Its product is annotated as arylacetamide deacetylase-like 3. Bases 1 to 612 code for a protein of 203 amino acids. NCBI's taxonomy places the organism in Eukaryota, Metazoa, Chordata, Lepidosauria, Squamata, Phrynosomatidae. Gene Ontology annotation, molecular function: hydrolase activity. The record is from RefSeq and is a predicted model, not a curated record. The transcript is spliced from 2 exons.
AUGGCAAAUGUCAGGAAGGAUCUCCCCAAACUCCGAGCCCAGAUUCUAUUCUACCCAUUCCUUCAGGGAGUUGAUUUCAAUCUGCCUUCUUAUCAGCAAAACCAUGCCAUGCCCCUCUUGUUUCAGAAGUUUGCUGUCAACCAGGGCUGUAGAUAUAUAACCAGGGGGAAAGUCAAUGUGGAAGAAAUAAUAAAGGGUGCCCAUGUUCCAGAGGAUUUAUGGGUGAGAUACAAAAAAUGGCUUAGUGCAGACAACAUCCCUGAAGAAUUUAAGGUCAGGGGCUACGAGCCAGUGGCGCCCGCUCCAUUUUCCAAAGAACUCUAUGAAAUCGUGAAAGACGGGUUUCAGCCAACGUUUUCCCCACUUUUAGCAGAAGACGAAAUUGUCUGCCAGCUCCCCGAGACUUUCCUCAUCACUUGUGAGUAUGAUAUUCUUAGGGAUGAUGGACUUUUGUAUAAGAAACGCCUGGAGGACAGUGGCGUGCCAGUGACAUGGCAUCAUAUUGAGGAUGGCAUCCACGGAAUGACAUUCACGAUAGAUUAUGGGGUGCUUGAAUUCCCAAAUGCACGAAUUACAUUGCAGCAUUUAGUUCACUUCUUAGGAAGAUUAUAA